CAGAGAGAAUUUGUUGUUAGUCACGUGAUGUAGAAAGUGAAAGUACAGUAUUCCCGUUACAGACAUGGAGGCUGCUGUACUGCUCUGGUUUCAUCUGCUGCUGUCGGUGAUCUUCUGUAACGGUUUCCAUGUCCAGGGUCCAUCUGGUCCUCUCACUGUCCAGCUGGGAGACUCAGUGAUGUUGCCCUGUUUUGUAGAAACUCCUCUACCAAUGGAAGAACUGGAAGUGGAGUGGAAAAUAAUUGACCCUGAAUCUCUAGUGCACUUGUGGCAGAAUGGAGAAAGUCGACCAGAGUCUCAGAACCAGCGUUAUCAUGAAAGAGCUCAUUUCUUCUCUGAGGAGGUUGCUCAUGGAAACUUCUCUCUACUGCUUACAAAUGUGACUCGGGAAGAUGCAGGAGUUUAUAAGUGUGUCGUUCACACAAACCAGCACUCUGAUGAAACUCUGAUUGAAAUAAUGGAGACUGAGCGCUUGAUUGUGUCUGGAGGCCACGUUAUAUCUGCGUAUGCGGGUGAAGAAAUCACUCUGAACUGCUCUGUAGACUCACAUAUACCAUCAGAAAAGAUAGAAGAGGUUUCAUGGAAGAAACAGGAUGAAGAUCUCUUACUGCUGCUCUAUCAGGAGGGUGACAUUCUGACAGGAUCAACACAUGGGAGAUUUAAGGGCAGAGUAGAAUUCUUCAGCACUGAAGACAGAAACAAAGGAAACUUCUCAAUGAGACUGAAGGAUGUUCGAUUUGAGGACAAAGGACUGUACAUCUGUUCAGCGAUUUCUGGGACAUUAUCAGAUAAAACAACAGUGGAGGUGCAGCAGCUCGGUUUUUCCUCUAAGCAUAUAUGGAUUUUUGUUUUGUGUGUACUUGGGUUUGUAUUUGGACUUAUCCUAGGAAUCCUCUCUUAUACAGCUUUCCAUAAGAAAGAUAGAGCCCAUGUUAUACAGUGUGCAUUUGUCCUUUGUCCUAAUAUCAUUAUGUUCAUUGUCUUCAUCCUUUGGGGUGUUACUGAGGGGUCUAUUAAUGAAGCAGCAACUUGUUCAGCACUUAAUUUUGUUAGGAUCCUUUUCCUAUUUUGGAUUGCUGACCAUCUGAAACUAUUUAAAGGUUUCCGUGUCCAGGGUCCAUCUGGUUCUCCCACUGUCCAGCUGGGAGACUCAGUGAUGUUGCCCUGUUUUGUAGAAACUCCUCUACCAGUGGAAGAACUGAAAGUGGAGUGGAAAAGAAUUGACUCCGGAUCUCUAGUGCACUUGUGGCAGAAUGGAGAAAGUCAACCAGAGUCUCAGAACCAGCGUUAUCAUGAAAGAGCUCAUUUCUUCUCUGAGAAGGUUGCUCAUGGAAACUUCUCUCUACUGCUUACAAAUGUAACUCGGGAAGAUGCAGGAGUUUAUAAGUGUGUCGUUCACACAAACCAGCACUCUAAUGAAACUCUGAUUGAAAUAAUAGAGUUUGGUUAUGUCCACAAAGUAUAUAAACGUUUGGCAGUUCUACUACAAUAUGCUGUGAUAUCUUUUGUCGCUUAUUUUCCUGUUAUUACCAGGUUCUGGCAUACAGAACGCACCUCAGGGAAAACGUUCAUUCUGAUAUUUUGUUUACUGUGGUUCAUUCUGAUUUUUCGGCAUGUUAUUGCAGUAGUUACAGAGAAUCCUUGGAAUAAGUGCACUGGAAAAAUGGCACUAUCUUGUGAUUCCAGAUAUUUGGAAUGCAGAAAAAAUAAUCCCCGAAAAGUACCAUCUAGGAGUUACAUAAGUACAGAAUUCAGCAAUCUCCUACAAAUAUAUGUCAUUGCUGUUAUAUAUGGAGUCCAUAUUAAAGAAAACAUCUGUUUUGUUUUAUUUCCGCUCUUGCCAUGUAGUGUUUUUGGCCUCCUUGUUAUGUGCAAAAGGCAGAAUUUUUUACUCAAUGUAUUAGUGAUGAUGAUCCUGGAGAGUGUAAGUGCAGCAGGGUCGAUCUACUUUCAUUAUAACUUUGUGACUAAUGUGAAAGAGCGUGAUGCUUUGACUUGUCUGAAUGUGCUCCUCUACAUCUUGACUGUGAUGACAUUGUUUAACAGCCUAAAGCAAUUAUCAGUUACCAGAUGUCCAGAAUUCAAAAGCUUUGUGACACAAACCGUUACCAGAUGUCCAGAAUGCAAAAUCGUUGUGACACAAACCGUUACCAGAUGUCCAGAAUUCAAAAGCGUUGCGACACAAACCGAAUCUGACACCAAUAACACUGAGACACACCAACUUACCAGAUGUCCAGAAUGCAAAAUCAUUGUGACACAUACCGUUACCAGAUGUCCAGAAUUCAAAAGCGUUGCGACACAAACCGAAUCUGACACCAAUAACACUGAGACACACCAACCUGUAUGGAGUGUGGUUGUGUUCCUGAUUGGUUCAGUGCUGGUUGUUUUAGUGAACGCUGCUGCGUUAUCAGUGGAGCUGAUCCUAAAAGCACGAACUGGUCAGCGUACAGUGGAUCUGCGAGUUAUUGUAAUACUUACUGAAUGCGUCUUUGCCUUGUUCUUGCUCGCUGUACAGAUAACUUUUUACUGUAUCAGUGAAUUGAGAGAGGAUAUAAAGAAUCUGCAAGACUGUUGUAGGUGUAAAAAGCGGGACUCAAACUCACAUCAACCCGAUAAUGAACGUGAACCUGAAAAUCAACAGAAUACUGAAUCUGAGCUCCAGGGCCUCAGCAGCACCUGAGUGAAUAACAUCCCCACAGCACCCUCUAGUGGAAGUCUGUGGAACCGCGAGCAUAAAAAAGUUCCUAACGGUUAAAUCUUCCACCACCAGCUGUUUUAAUAUACUUAUUCAGGGGUCACGUGAUCUCAUUGGGUUUUGUUUUUUUUGCUUUAAUCAUUGUGCAUUAAAUGUUCUGACCUGCUGAGACGCCAAUUCCAAGUCCACAAACCUUCUCAGUGUAAAAUGAUGGAUUUUCCAGACUUUCCAGAUCGAUCGCUUCAGAUCGUUUCUCUAAAGUCAUGGCCGGGUUCUUAUAUUUUGGACAUGAUAUAGACCUGAAUGCUCUAGAAAAAUGCUCAAACCGCCAAAAGGUCUGCUUUUAGCGACAUACUGAUGAUGAACAAACCCUCUGUAAACACACUUUCACUGAUUGUAGAUUGUAAUGUGUCUGUAUUUUGAUGUAUAUACUGAGAUCUGGUGUGGUAUUCGUUUUGUUUAUAGAUGACGGGGGG
This is a messenger RNA of Silurus meridionalis, 3171 nucleotides long. RefSeq lists its product as uncharacterized. The transcript has 26 exons. Gene Ontology annotation, cellular component: external side of plasma membrane. The record is from RefSeq and is a predicted model, not a curated record. Gene Ontology annotation, biological process: cell surface receptor signaling pathway; immune response; positive regulation of T cell proliferation. The coding region runs from base 65 to 2680 and encodes 871 amino acids. Lineage: Eukaryota; Metazoa; Chordata; Actinopteri; Siluriformes; Siluridae.